Molecule: messenger RNA, 865 nt
Organism: Tilletiaria anomala UBC 951
Lineage: Eukaryota; Fungi; Basidiomycota; Exobasidiomycetes; Georgefischeriales; Tilletiariaceae
Exons: 1
Coding region: 277-753 (158 amino acids)
Source: RefSeq, a predicted model, not a curated record
UGUGGAAACCUGCGGAAAGUAGAACAUGGGGCGGACAGUGUAUAAUACACCACACGCUGCACCCUGUGCAAGAGUGCAGGUAUGUACAGAGAUGAGGGCAACAAUUUGGGUCUUUUUUUGUAGUAACCCUAUGUCUGUGUGUCGCCGCGCCCGCUCGAAGGCCUUCGACACUUCCAACCAGGCUGCUAAUGAGUCAACCUUCAUCAUAUCGGAGAAAUCGCCGUUCAUCAUUCACAGUCAUGUUCCGCACGCAUCAGGCCAAUAGCCCAUUUACAUAUGCUCUGUCAAGCGCAGAUGGGCUUCGGUGCAACAUGCAAGUAUAAACAUAUCUCCGACGGAACGGUUUCAUGUUUUCCCGCCAGUGCUGAGCCUAGACCCCAAGACAUUCAGUCGCCAGCACGACGGAGCGUGGUCGGAGCCACACUCGCGAAGGAAAUGCUGAUGUGUGAUGGUAGUCGAGGUCGACAUGCUGCCCCCUUUCUUGGUACCGUACCCGCAUGCAUGUCGCAGCAGUGCCAUGUGCAUGCCAGCGCUCAGACCUCUUCUCAUCGUCAUCCAGAUGUCAAAAGCGCGCGUGCUGCCCUUAACCCCCGCAAGCCUCCACUGUGCGCUGCUCUGCAAUGUGGACUGUACGCGUUGGUAUGCUUUCACUCUUUCAACAAGAUGUAUUUAUAUGGUACAGACAAAUUUUUAACGGGGUGGGACAACAAAAAAGUACGUUUUAUAGCAAGCAGCGGUAUGGAGUGGGGGUGAUAGGCCGAGACUGAUGCGAAAGCGGAUACGCGGGCGGCGCGGUUGAAAGUCGCGGUUGCGUCCUCCACUGCGCGCGCGAGGGAGCGGUGGGUGUGGAAUGGUAUUGUAUAUG